Molecule: messenger RNA, 1047 nt
Organism: Mus pahari (shrew mouse)
Lineage: Eukaryota; Metazoa; Chordata; Mammalia; Rodentia; Muridae
Product: lysine-specific demethylase 4D-like
Biological process (GO): chromatin remodeling
Cellular component (GO): nucleus
Molecular function (GO): histone H3K9 demethylase activity
Source: RefSeq, a predicted model, not a curated record
AUGCACUUGCAGAACUUGUGGNGCGGCAUAGUGAUUGAGGGCGUCAACACGCCCUACCUGUACUUUGGCAUGUGGAAGACCACCUUUGCGUGGCACACGGAGGACAUGGACCUUUACAGUAUCAACUACCUACACUUUGGGCAGCCCAAGACCUGGUAUGCUGUGCCCCCUGAGCAUGGCAGGCGCCUGGAGCGCCUGGCCAGGGAACUCUUCCCUGGCAGCUCCCAGGGCUGCCAGGCCUUCCUGAGGCACAAGGUGGCGCUCAUCUCACCCACUGUGCUCAAAGAGAAUGGCAUCCCCUUUGGUCGCAUCACCCAGGAGGCUGGGGAGUUCAUGGUCACCUUUCCCUAUGGCUACCACUCGGGCUUCAACCAUGGCUUCAACUGCGCAGAGGCCAUCAAUUUUGCCACCCCAAGGUGGAUUGACUAUGGCAAGGUGGCAUCUCAGUGCAGCUGUGGGGAGGCCAGGGUGAGCUUCUCCAUGGACGCCUUUGUGAGGAUCUUGCAGCCUGAGCGAUAUGAACUGUGGAAACGCGGCCAAGAUCAGGCAGUUGUGGACCACACAGAGACUAUGGGGCCUACCAGUCAGGAGCUCACCACCUGGCGGGUGACCGAAGCACCAAGAAAAACUUGGGGCCUGAAGCAUCUCAGGCUUCGCCAGGUCUCACGCUCUCGUCUGCCUAUAGCCACGGUCAGUAAAGUUCCUUGUAACAUGCAGGCGUGCCACACCUCCAGGCAACCAUCACAUGAGAAAGGUGAUGAGGCUCAGAAGUGUAACUCAGCCAGAGCCCCACCACAUCCUCUGAGUCUGUCUUCUUCUGGUCACAUGUCAACUGCAAGACGUGGUCUUGGUCGCCGUCCUUGUGAACUAGGAGUUCUGGAGUCCACCAAUGGAGCUCCAGUCAAGAGGCGACUUCCAGCAGACAGAGAUGACACAAGCCCCAGCCCAGAGCUUCAGCCCCAGUCUGUGAGUGGAGACUUAAUAGUCAACUCAGGACUUGUGAACCCUGCAACAGCGUCUGAAGGGGGAUUGAUCUCCGACCCCUAA